Laccaria bicolor S238N-H82 is the source of this 1572-nucleotide messenger RNA. RefSeq lists its product as uncharacterized. The coding region runs from base 1 to 1572 and encodes 523 amino acids. NCBI's taxonomy places the organism in Eukaryota, Fungi, Basidiomycota, Agaricomycetes, Agaricales, Hydnangiaceae. The record is from RefSeq and is a predicted model, not a curated record. The transcript is spliced from 6 exons.
AUGGAUACGCCGUCUCAACCUCAGAGUUUGCAACUCGAAACCUUUCAGAUGAGUCAAGUCGAGCCCUCUCGCCCGGCAGGUGAGGUUCUUCGGAACGUCGACCUUCUCAGGGUGAUUUUUGAACAUUUCGAUGUCGAUCUGGAUGAGGAUCAGCCUACUCCCGGCAACGGCAAGAAGCCGUUGCUGUGGGCUGCGUUAUCCUGGAAGGCUUUCGUCGAUCCUGCCUUGGACAUCCUGUGGCGGAACAUGCACUCACUUACGCCUUUCUUCAAGCUUUUUCCCGUUUACAAAACGCUUGAUGGUAUGCAUGUUCCUCAUGUAGAAGUCAGAGGUAUAUCGCAAGAAAGUGAUAUCUUAGUGACGAUGUUGUACAUCGUGACUUCCGAUGCGCCCACCCUUGAAUCGCUAAGCCUUGAUGGCCGCGCGGUGACUCAGCUAUCUCUUCAACCUGUCAAGCAAUUUACGAAUCUUCGAUCUCUGUCUCUGACACAAAUGGGGCGGCUGAUUGACGACACCGUUCUUGCAUGGAUUUCCAGCUUAACGCAGUUAACCCAUCUUACUGUCGAUCUUCAAGGCUCCCCCCUUACAUCCAUCCCGAGCGCCUUCAGCACACUAUUGUCGUUGGACAUAGCUGGAUCCUUAUCACUUAUUUUGCUGUUUCUCACCGCUGUUGAAUCAGCCGCGUUGAAGGACCUUUCUUUCCUUGUGCUCACAGGUGGAAGCGGAUCUGCAACAGCGGCUGAGUGGAAACUCCUGGUGGAUGCAACCAAAUCUAAAUGGUUGACUUCCCUCCGGGGGUUUUCAUUGGAAGAUAAACGCGCCCUCGAUAAUGUUUUGUCGCUGACUGAUGUAUUUGGGUCUUUAUGGCAGUUGAAAGGUUUGGAACGUUUUGAGGUUAAGCAACAUCAAACCACUUCGACACUGACGGACGCGGUUUGUCGUCACAUUGCGGAAUCUUGGAGAAUGCUGCGAGUUCUCCGCAUUGAGGUUCGCCUACAGCCGGAAGGGCCAUCGAUCGAAGCUUUGAUCGAUUUUGCCAAGUACUGUCCUCAUCUCAAAUCCCUUAGCCUCUACGUCAACUUUAAUAAGGGAAUGCCAUCUCAUCCCUCUCAGCAUCCUACCUCAUCUCACGGCUUGGAAUUAGUGUCGUUUGGGUGGUCUGCUGCGGGGAAUGAGUUGGCGGCUGCGAAGUGUUUAGACAACCUCUUCCCACGACUAAAACGCCUUGGAAGUAUGGUCCCAAAUUCGAACGAAUCCAGGUCUUGGGAGCAAGUGAAAAGUUUUAUCUGGGCUUUCAAGGAUAAUUCACGGGAAGCAGUUAAAAGUAUCCUCGUCACUGGUGGACACGCGCUUAGUAGGGCCGUUGCUCAAGCAGGAGAAAAUGUCGCGAUAAUCUACAGGUCCUCCAAAGACGCCCCUGAGAUAGCAGAGAAACUCUCGAAAGAGUUCAACGUUAAAGUCAAGGCGUACAAAUGCGACGUCUCGGAUACUGACCUCGUCAACAAGACGCUCAAGCUGGUUUACGAAGAGCUCGGUCUUGGCUUGGUCCCAUCUCAAGUUUUAUUGCCAUAA